AUGUUGAUAUCAACGUGGCGUGUGGCCGCGCUCCUCUUGUCGUUUGUCAACCUUGCCUCUGGUUUGGGAGCAAACAAAUGGGGAGCUAGCCCUUACCAGCUGAACCACGAUGAUUGCCCGGAGCGGUGCAGCAUAUCUGGUCCUGAGCCAGGCAACUGGUCCGUUUACCAGGAUCUCACGCAGCUCAGGAAGUGUCAAGAGACCAUGUUCUUUGCCUUCUCCCUCUUUGAUCCAAUCGAUGAACAUUCUACUCAUCGCAUUCAUGCCUGUACAUCAUUCGGCCCAGACUUUUCACGUCUCCCCAACGCCACCACCAUCCAAGCCGCUGCUUCUUCGCCUGUCCAUGUCAAUUAUGAGAUUGGUUGGCACGUGGACGGGUUUGAACUGGCUGCCGCUGGAAUCCGUUCCAUCACCAGGCAAGCUCGCCACUACCUGACUCAUGGACAUGGCACUACAAAUGGGCCUGCUAUCAUGUUUGCUCAGUCUGGACAAGCCACUCUUGGUCUAUACGUUGGCGACAGCCUCGGAAGUCAAGUUAUUGGCUCUUCUGCGCUCCAAAUGUUGGAGAACAACCUCGACAGCUUGAAUGUCACAGGAUCCAAUCUGGCUAUGCAACUAUGCGUUCCAGGUGCUGGCAGCGCUCAUUCAUUUGGUCUCAUGGUGACAAGUAACGGAACCUUUGCUUCCAUACAAAACGCCGUUCAGUCGUGGGCCAACGGAACCUGCCUGUCCUUCCCGGAAUCUACAAACAUGACCGGCCAGGUUGUGUACACCAAACCGCUAGAUGUCCUGACCGACGUCAAGAACUCUACCAGGCCAGCAAAGCCCAUGUCUACAAGCAGUGAGCAUGGCCGACGCCACCAACAUCUCCAUAUUCGUGCUGAGUGCACCACGACCCGGGUCGAAUCUGGGGACAGUUGCGCGAAACUGGCACAAAGAUGCGGCAUCUCAGCCAGUGACUUCACCAAGUAUAAUCCAGGAUCCAAUUUCUGUGCUCAGCUGGUGCCUAAGCAACACGUUUGCUGCUCAAAGGGCGAUCUUCCUGAUCUCCGACCUACCAAGAACAAAGACGGGUCUUGCCAUGCCUACAAGGUUGACAAGGGGGACAACUGUGCUAGCAUCGCCGUCGAGAAUGGUCUCAAGGCUGAAGAUCUUGAGAAGUUCAACAAGAAGACAUGGGGUUGGGCUGGAUGCAAGAGGCUCUUCUACCAGACUGUCAUGUGUUUGAGUGAGGGAACUCCCCCGUUCCCUGACGAGAUCGCCAAUGCAAACUGUGGUCCGCAAAAGCCAGGAACCAAGAAGACUGGGGAUACCACCGAUAUCUCUGAUCUCAACCCUUGCCCUCUCAAUGCCUGUUGCAAUAUCUGGGGCCAGUGCGGAAUCACCAAGGAGUUCUGCACUGAUACCAAUACUGGCGCCCCCGGAACUGCCAAGGAGGGCACCAACGGCUGCAUCUCCAACUGUGGUACCAAGAUUGUCAACAGUGGCGGUGGUGGCACAAUCAAAAUUGGUUACUUCCAAGGUUACGGUAUGGGCCGGCCUUGCCUCUACCAAGAUGCCUCCCAGAUUGACACGUCAAAGUACACUCACUUGCACUUUGCGUUCGGCACUCUUACUAAGGAUUUUGACGUUGAGGUCGGCGACAAGCUCUCUCAGUAUCAAUUCAAAACCUUUGCGGAUUUAACUGGCGUCAAAAGGAUCCUUUCAUUUGGUGGCUGGGACUUUUCAGCCCUCCCUGCCACUUAUUUCAUCUUUCGAGAGGGUGUGAAACCCGCCAAUCGACUCAAAAUGGCCAAAAAGAUCGCCGAGUUCAUUGUUAAGCAUGACCUUGACGGUGUCGAUAUUGACUGGGAGUACCCUGGAGCGCCUGAUAUUCCUGGCAUUCCACCAGCUGAGAAGGAUGAAGGAACAAACUACCUUGCCUUCCUCGUUGUCUUGAAGAACUUGUUAAAGGGCAAGUCGGUAUCUAUCGCUGCUCCAUCUUCUUACUGGUACUUGAAGCAAUAUCCAAUCAAGGACAUUGGCAAAGUGGUGGACUAUAUUGUCUACAUGACAUACGAUCUUCACGGACAGUGGGACACAGAAAACUCUCACUCGCAGGAAGGCUGUGCAUUUGGUAACUGCCUUCGCAGUCAAGUCAAUCUCACUGAGACGCAAUACUCGCUAGCCAUGAUCACCAAGGCUGGUGUCCCAAGCAACAAGGUCAUUGUGGGUGUCACAAGCUAUGGAAGAUCGUUCAAGAUGGCCAAGGCUGGUUGUUAUGGCCCAGACUGCUUCUACACUGGUAGCAAGAUACACUCGGAUGCGAAGGAGGGCAAGUGUACUGGCCAAGCCGGAUAUAUUGCCGAUGCUGAGAUCCAAGAAAUUCUCAAGGACAAAAGCCGCGUUGUCAAACACUUUGUUGACUCAACAAGCCAUAGCGACAUUCUCGUAUACGACGAUACAGAAUGGGUGUCUUAUAUGAGCCCCAGUACCAAAAAGGCUCGCGAGUCUGUGUACAAGGCAUUCGGCAUGGGUGGCACCACUGACUGGGCCGUCGAUCUUCAGGAGUACCACGAUGUCCCCAGGCCCUCCAAGUCCUGGGCCAUCUUCAAGGAAGACGCAGCACGCGGUUAUGAUCCCAAGCUGGACAACGAGAGAACUGGCAACUGGACGGACCUCGACUGCGGCUCAGACGUCAUGCAGCAUCUCAAAGGUAAAACAGCACCUGAGGCAUGGAGGGAAUCGGGCGCCAAUGACGCCUGGAAAGAUCUCAUGAAAUCCUGGAAGGAUUUGGAUCAACAAAGGAGGUACACACUGAGCCAGUCAAUCACUACGAAUCUCAGGAUCACGAUAAGGCCCAAUUGCCAUUUGUUGAAGGACCACAGCUGCAAUGACCUAAUAGAGUGCACCGAAAAUAUGAACCGCGAGUUUUCAGGACCUGCGGCAGUGUUCAUCUGGAAUUCCUUGGUCAAAAUCCACCAAAUGUACAGCGACUACUACGAUGCAGUGACCGAAGCGGCUACUUUCAUCUCCUUCGAUCUCGCCAACUUUGGCAACAAGUUUGCACCAAUCCCUGAAGCAGAAGACAAUACAUGGCUUUUUGUCAUGAUUGAUCUUCUUACCUGGGGUACUUCUUCCAUUGCCGCUCCCUUCUUCAAUUCACACCUCAAAAACCUUCCCUACUUUAAGGGCAAUCCAGCAACCCAUGACAAUGUCAAGGACACGACCAUGACUUUCAUUGGACAAAGCACAACUCUGGUGAAAGAUAUAAGAAGUGGCGUUUCAGCAGAGUAA
This is a messenger RNA of Fusarium musae, 3276 nucleotides long. RefSeq lists its product as uncharacterized. Gene Ontology annotation, molecular function: hydrolase activity, hydrolyzing O-glycosyl compounds; chitin binding. NCBI's taxonomy places the organism in Eukaryota, Fungi, Ascomycota, Sordariomycetes, Hypocreales, Nectriaceae. The coding region runs from base 1 to 3276 and encodes 1091 amino acids. The record is from RefSeq and is a predicted model, not a curated record. The transcript has 2 exons. Gene Ontology annotation, biological process: carbohydrate metabolic process.